AUGACAUAUGAACAAUACCGAGGUUUCCUGCUAUACAAAUGGCCAUGUGUUGGUCAAGGGCCAUUGCUGGACAUUCUAGCUGGCUCUGCAGCUAGUGCAACAGCAUUUUUGUGCACUUAUCCCUUGGAUUUGGCUCGAACCAAGUAUGCAUAUCAGGUGGUGAACCGACGCCAAAAUCUUGGUGACAGUCAUAGAUGUACCCAUUCUGGUCUUCCUGCACAUCGAAGGAUAAGAGACGUAUUCAAGGCGGUCUAUAAACAAGGCGGAAUGUCCGGGUUCUAUCGAGGUGUAGGUCCUACACUAGGGGGAAUCCUUCCUUACAAUGUUCUAAAGUUCUAUUCUAAUGAGGAGCUCAAAAAAUGGGUUCCCAAAGAAGAUCAAAGCUCCAUGGCAUUGAAUCUUUCGUGCGGAGCAUUGGCUGGCUUGGUUGGACAAACUAUAAUAUAUCCAUUGGAUGUUGUUCGGAGACAAAUGCAGGUUGACAUUCGGAACCAGAAUGGUAUAAGAUACAAAAACAGCAUUGAAACUUUUAAAUCCAUUGUCCAUGAUCAAGGAUGGAGACAAUUGUAUGCAGGUUUAUGCAUUAACUAUAUAAAGGUUGUUCCAUCACUAGCAAUUGGUCUGACCGCGUUCGAUGUUGUUAGCCAACGACUGCGUUUCCCCCAGUAG
Hibiscus syriacus is the source of this 669-nucleotide messenger RNA. RefSeq names its product mitochondrial carrier protein CoAc1-like. The coding region runs from base 1 to 669 and encodes 222 amino acids. Lineage: Eukaryota; Viridiplantae; Streptophyta; Magnoliopsida; Malvales; Malvaceae. The record is from RefSeq and is a predicted model, not a curated record. The transcript has 5 exons. Gene Ontology annotation, biological process: transmembrane transport.